AUGUCUGACCUAAUAAAAUAUGAGAAGGUCGGAAAUAUUGGAGAGGGAGCUUUUGGAAAAGCAAUACUGGUUUUAUCAAAAUCAGAGAAUAUACACAGAGUUAUGAAGGAAAUUAAUAUAAGCAAAAUGAGUCUCAAGGAAAGAGAGGAAGCUCGGAAAGAGGUUUCUGUCCUCUCGAAAAUGAAUCAUCCAAAUAUUGUUCAAUAUUGUGAUUCAUUUGAAGAAUCAGGCUGGUUAUAUAUUAUUAUGGAGUAUUGUGACCAGGGUGAUCUUUAUACAAAAAUUAAUAAACAGAAUGGUGUUUUAAUGCCAGAAACACUGAUAUUAGACUAUUUUGUUCAGAUUUCAUUAGCAUUAAAGCAUAUUCACGAUCGAAUGAUUCUACACAGAGAUAUAAAAACACAGAAUGUAUUCCUUACUUCAAAAGGUCGUUUAAAAUUGGGUGAUUUUGGCAUUGCUAAAGUAUUAAAUCACACUUUGGAUUUGGCGCGUACUUGUAUCGGCACACCGUAUUAUUUAUCACCCGAAAUUUGUGAAAAUAAACCAUAUGAUCAUAAAAGUGAUAUCUGGGCGCUUGGUUGUGUACUCUACGAGAUGACAACAUUGAAACAUGCAUUUGAAGCCGGUAAUAUGAAAAAUUUGGUGUUGAAAAUUAUACGUGGGACUUAUCCACCCGUUUCAUCGAAAUACAGUUAUGAAAUGAGGAGUUUAAUUUCACAGUUAUUUCGUCGAAAUCCAAGGGAUAGGCCAAGUAUUAAUGCUAUCCUAAGAAAACCAUUCUUGUCAAAACGAAUCUAUCGAUAUUUAACAGAAACGGAAAUGGCUGAAGAAUUUAGUCAUACAGUACUUCAUCGACAUUCUAAACGAAAAAGUGAUAAAAUAUCUAAUAAUAUAAAUUUAAUAAAUAAUAAACGUUCAAUUGGUAUUUUCAACUUGAAACAUCAUCAACAACAACACCAACAACCUUUAGUGAUUAAAAAAUCCAAGUUAAACGAGGCAAACAACAAUAAUAAAAUGGUUAAAAAAUCCGAAAACAUUAGUAGCAAUAAUAAUAAUAUUAAUUCACAUGUAACAAACUCAGAAUCUGAAGCCAAACGUCGAGAGUCACUCAUUGAUGCCAAUCGUAAAAGACAAAGGGAACUGAUUGAAAAGCAACGAUUAGAGGCAAGAAACAAAAUACGUGAACAAGGCUGGAAACAAUUAUUAGACUAUACACCUGUAUGUGUAACGCCUAUUGCUAAUGAAAAGAAUGCAAUUAAUGUGAUUAACGAAAAUUGUAAAUCAAAAGAUGUUUAUUAUAAGCCAAUAAUAAAUUCAGUUAGUAGUCAAUCGAGUGAAUCUAAUGCAUUUCCAUCGCCAAGUAUGAUUGUAGCUGAUGCAUUUAUGAAGUAUAAACAAGAAAGAGAUCGUAUAGAACAAAUGAAUUGUAAAUAUUAUGAGGCAAUAAAAAAUGAUGCUUGUAUUAACCUAUAUGAAAAUAAAUCUCCUAAGCUAAUUCAUGCAUUUGAUGAUAAACCGAUUUUUCAACAACACCAACAUCAAGUAGUACAACCAUCAAUUGAUGGUGUACCAUUUUCAUCUCAUGUCGACAAUAAACCAACUAAUGUACAAUUAUGCAAGGAUGUUAUUACGCCUAUGAAGCUAAACGAUAUUUGUCCUUUAUUGUAUCAAUAUAAUAAUGCUAAUAAUAAUAAAGUCAAUAUAUCUGUUGACAUUAAUACAAAAGAUCAAAGUCUCAGUGAAGAUGACAGAAGUAAAGAGAGUAAAUUUCCAUCAGGAUAUUCUAAACCACCUGAAUCUGUUUUAAAAAAUGAAAAAAUUUAUUCAGAAAUACAACAAUGUAAAUUAGUUGAAGAUUUUAUAUCAAUUCGUCAACAGGCAGCAUUUAAUCGUGCCCGAGGUGCUGGACAUAUUAUGGGUGUAGCUGGUAUCCUAGGCGGUUCACCAUUUGUUAAUAUAAAUAAUAAAGGGGUUAUUCUUGAUCAUCAAAGAGAAUUGAAAGCAUUAGAAGAGAAACGGAAAAAGUUUGAAGCAUUAAAGGAACAAGCAAACGAACGUGCACGUUUAUUAAAGGAACAUUUAGAACUUAGAAGAAAACAAGAAAAAGAUUUUGAAACAGAAAGACAACAUCAACUUUUUAAGCUUGAACAAUUUGAACGAUUAAAUAAACUACAAAAUAAAAAUAUUCAUGAAGAAAAUCAGCAGAAUGCAUCAGAUUCAUCGGAUAUAACUACUCCACGACCUUUAGAAGCGCCAAGUAUAAGUAUGGUAUUAGCAAAAUUGAAUGAAAUGCCUACUUUACAAAAAAUCAAUAAACCUUCACAAUCAAAUGAAAAUAUGAAUAAACCUGAAGAUGGAGAGGAGAAUUCACUUAUCACUGAAGAUGAUGAAGAUCAAACAUCAAAUUCUAGUUCAAUUCAUUCAAAUGAACUACAUAAAUGUAAUGCUAUCCGAAAGAAAAAAGACAACAUAUUAAGACGAUUAAAUGCUAAAUCGACAGAUUCACGUGGCAAAUGGAAUAAAUUACCAUUAAAUGCUAAAAAUAGUAACAAUUUAAAAAAUUAUCUUAUUCAAGAUAAAGAUGUUAUGAUUAAGCAGUUAGGAAAAUAUCAGUUACUUGAAAAUAGCACAUUUUUAAAUAAUUUAGCUAAACGUACCUUAGAAACAAGCGGUACAUUAAUGGAAUCCACGCAUUUAUUAUCAUCAUCACCACCAUCGUCGUCAAUAAAUCAACCUUAUCAUGAAAAUUCCACUUCUGACAGGUUGAAUCCAACGCAUACAGUUAUUCACAGACUAAAUGAAGUAUCGGAUGUCUCUGGUUCUGGUGAUAGUCAAACAAUAAUUGAUAAUACUGAAUUAAAUACAGAAAAAUCUAAUUUACAAAAUCGUUUAAAUGGUUUAGGAAGUCUUGUUAAACAUGCCUGGCAGUUUGAUUUACAAACAGAAAACACCGAAACAACCAAGACAUUUACUAUUACAACUACAAUCCCUACUGAUACUGUUAUCCCAAGUAUACCGUCUUCAUCAUCAGCAUCUGUUAUUCAUAGCCCGUCUACACCAGGUCCAAGUGGACCUGGUGGUCCAAAUGUUAACCUAUCUGCCGACUGUCUGCAUCCUACUAAUGAGGUGAAUGAAAUGAAUUCAUUUAAUUCAAUAGCUGAGUCAACAGCUUUAUUUAACAAGAAAUUUUCACAUAAUCGUAUGGCUACAUAUCGAUUAAAGCAUCCAAGAGUAAUUAGUGCACGUGAUGACAAAUUAUUUGAAAAGGUGGAUUUUGUAGACGAUCCAGUGUCUGAACAAAGUACAACAGAUCAUAAUAAAAUGAAUCGUUUAUAUUGUGAAUUAGAAGAUUUAGAAGAUGGUCAAAUUCCUUUAGAAAACCAAUGCGAUGCAGAUAAAUAUGGACAAAUGAUUAAAUCAGGUUCAUUACCAAAUAUUAGUAGUUUAUUUCCAAUAUCCAAUUAUACUGAUGUGGAAAAAGACGAGGAAGAAUGUGUAUCAGUUCAAGAGAAGUGCUUACAAGAUGGAGUCAUAGUUAGUAAUAAACAACUGGAGAAUAAUUCUAAGUACAACAGUUUUGAAAAAUUAGAAGAUCCUAAAAUUCAUGAAAUAAGCUCCCAAAAUAUCAAUAUACCUUCAAAUAAAACUAAAAGCGAAGAAGUAGAAGAGGAAGAGCGACAAGAGGAAGGAAAAGGCGGCAGUUCAAUUAUUCCAGUUAAUGAAUUAGAGGAUGAUGAGAAAGAUAUUGAAUUAGUACGUCAAAGUAUGCUACAAAUUAUUUUAAAUACCAAUGCAAAUCCAAUGAAUUAUAUACCCUCUGAUAAUGAUGAUAAUGACGAGAAUGAUGAAGGUGAAAAUGAUUAUUCUUCACAGAAUUCACUUGAAGCCGAAGUUGAAUCUUCUAAACAAAGUUUAUCAAUGGUGGAUGAUACUAAUCAUUCCAAUCAAUAUAAUGAAUAUUCUUUUAGUAAAGAAAGUGGAAUUCAUUCAGAAAGAAUUCAACGAUCUAUAGGCCCAAUAAAUAACAAUUGUAUUAACAAGUACAUUGAUAAAUCUACUCGAGAAGAUGAUCUUAGUGCAUCAAGGAAAAGAUCAGUAUCUAUUAAUUUACCAGUUCAAGGAAGUGUUAUUGAUCAUCGUCGAUCAAGAAAGUCGUCUUCAUCUAAUAGUUAUACUGGAAUGAAUUCAUACUCUAAAAGAUCACAUGAGAAGUCUACUAUACUAUCACAAGAUGUUCAUAGUAAUAAACCUGAUGACAUCACACCAAGUGAACAAUUAGGUAAUUUUCUUAAUCGAUUAGACUGUGUAUCAAUGGUUUAUGCAACAACAACAACAGCCAGAGAUGAUCAAUUCGAUGAGAAGAAUACAGAUGAUGAAAUCACUGAAGAAUUAGAAGAUGAUGAUGAAGUAAUCAUCAAAGUCAACGAAGUCGAAGAAGACAGAAAAGGAACAUACAGUAAUAAUAAUAACAAUAAAGCAGGCAUUAAUAUUUGUAAACCAAUAAAUAGUGAUCGAUUAGCACGUGUUACUGAAGUGAAUGAAUCCGACUUUGAUAUUAGUGACAGUGAAGAAGACUCUGAUGAAAUCUCCAGCGAUGAUGAUGACUUAUCCGACGAUUCAGAUGUAUUCAGCGAUGAUGAUGAUGACGAUGACUCAAUGUUGAAUGGUGAAUUGAAAGAAACUCUUCAACAACAUCUUCCUCAUCAUCAGAACACUCAUAUCCCAGAUAAAAUAAAUGGUGAAAAUCAUUUAGAAAAUAGUCAGUUUCUACGUUUAGAAAAAAUGAGAGCUGAUUUAGAAGAAGAAUUAGGCUUUGAAUUGUUAAUUAAAGCUUACAAUGUGAUUCAGGCAUUACAAGAAGAUGAAGAUGAAACUAUCACAGAAAGUGAACAGAUUAUUACAAAUGUUUUAGGCGAAGAAAAAACAAAACUCUAUUAUGAUCGUAUUCUACAAUUAGUACUUGCUGAUGGUGUUUAUAUGGAUGAUGAAUAA
Molecule: messenger RNA, 4992 nt
Organism: Trichobilharzia regenti
Lineage: Eukaryota; Metazoa; Platyhelminthes; Trematoda; Strigeidida; Schistosomatidae
Source: the annotation of a GenBank genome assembly